AAUAGGUAAAUUGAUGAAAAGCAACCAUGGAUGACCUACAUGGAAGCAAUUCUCGAAUGCAGCACAUUGGAGAAGCUCAAGAUCCAAUGCAUGUGCAAUAUGAACAUCAUGCUUUGCACCACAUCCACAAUGGAAGCAGUAUGGUUGAUGAUCAUGCUGAUGAUGGCAAUGCUGGUGGGAUGAGUGAGGGAGUGGAAACAGACAUUCCUUCUCACCCUGGAAAUAUAACUGAUAAUCGUGGUGAAGUGGUUGACCGUGGUAGUGAACAAGGAGAUCAGUUGACAUUGUCUUUUCAGGGCCAAGUCUACGUUUUUGACAGUGUCUUACCUGAAAAGGUUCAAGCUGUGCUUCUAUUAUUGGGUGGACGUGAAUUACCUCAGGCAGCCCCUCCCGGCCUAGGAUCACCCCAUCAGAACAAUAGAAUAUCGAGCUUACCUGGUACUCCUCAAAGGUUUAGUAUUCCACAGCGGUUAGCCUCUUUGGUCAGAUUUCGGGAGAAGCGGAAAGGGAGGAAUUUUGAUAAGAAGAUUCGGUAUACAGUCCGCAAGGAGGUGGCUUUGAGGAUGCAACGCAAUAAAGGUCAGUUCACAUCUGCCAAGUCAAACAAUGACGAAGCUGCAUCUGCUGGAUCUAGCUGGGGGUCGAAUCAAACCUGGGCUAUAGAAGGUAGCGAGGCUCAGCAUCAAGAGAUCUCAUGUCGACACUGUGGAAUCGGUGAGAAGUCAACUCCAAUGAUGAGGCGUGGACCUGCAGGGCCAAGAACACUUUGCAAUGCAUGUGGACUUAUGUGGGCAAACAAGGGUGCUCUUAGGGACUUAUCCAAAGCCUCUCCUCAAACAGCACAAAAUCUUCCUUUAAAUAAGAAUGAGGAUGCAAAUCUCGAGACUGAUCAAAUGAUGAUAACAGUGGCCAAUGAAAUAAGCAACUCGUAGUGAGGACAUGUUUCUCUUGCCAUUACAAGCAAGAGAAGAUCUCAACAGAGUUUGAAUCGCCUCAGGUUCUGUAGCUUUAUCAUUCCUUUUGAAAAAAUCUGAGUCGAUUUAGGUUAUCAGGAUUUGAUCUAUGACGAUGUAACUUGGGUGAUAAUGCUAUGCGAUGUUUGCUUCUUCUUUUUUUAUGAUUCAAAAAUGCUUCAUAGACUGUUGUUGCAUUGGUCCAUACUCUGAUGUAACGUAGCAGUCUGUGUUUUACCCUGUUAUAAAGACAACUAACUUUA
Arabidopsis arenosa is the source of this 1216-nucleotide messenger RNA. The record is from the annotation of a GenBank genome assembly. NCBI's taxonomy places the organism in Eukaryota, Viridiplantae, Streptophyta, Magnoliopsida, Brassicales, Brassicaceae.